Rhinolophus ferrumequinum (greater horseshoe bat) is the source of this 2430-nucleotide messenger RNA. It is a transcript of the gene CEP295NL, whose product is annotated as CEP295 N-terminal like. The transcript has 2 exons. NCBI's taxonomy places the organism in Eukaryota, Metazoa, Chordata, Mammalia, Chiroptera, Rhinolophidae. The coding region runs from base 1 to 1989 and encodes 662 amino acids. The record is from RefSeq and is a predicted model, not a curated record. Gene Ontology annotation, cellular component: centriole; cytosol; centrosome. Gene Ontology annotation, biological process: regulation of centriole replication.
AUGGUCAAGUUUCCCGAAAGCCGGCGGCAGUGUGACCAGCUGAGGUUCACUGUGGUUGACCCAAGAAACAGCGGGCCUGCUCUGCCACCUGCCAUUCGUGUGACCCGGGUCCAGGCCCUUGCUUACUCUCCAGGCUGCGGCGUGUGUCCUCCUGCCCUUGUAGGCUUCACGUGGGUAGCUGUGGCAUCUGUGGCUCCUCGGCCUUCAUCCUGUGCCCUUGGCUCCCACCAGCUUCCCUCCAAAGCCAUGUCUGCCAAGGUCUCCAACAGGAAAAGAAACGCAGGGAGAGCUGUUCCCUGGAUUCCCGGUCCCAAUGACGUAGCUUUGCUUUUGAGGCAAAAACACACAUUGCUACAAGUCAGAGAGAAAGGAGACCUUCCUUUACAGAGACGACAAGACCUCAAGCAGUGGAAAAGCCCCCCGCUCCAGCGUGUGGCCAAGGAGUCGAGGGUGGAAUGGCAGGAGGCCCCAAACCAACGAGUCCAAGGCCUGGGAAGGCUGUGUUUCACACAUCUGUUAAAUAUGGGAGGAGGAUGGGCCAAGGAACCCGAACCUGACUCAAAGGGGCCGGCCUGGCGAGGAGCAGCCUGGCCGCCAAGGGCCUGCAGGAAGCUGACAGCAGCCUGCAGGGAAGAGAAGAGUUCCCAAAGAGACCCGGUCAGGCUGCAGCCCUGGGACACCAAGCCCCAGAGGAGAGCACUGGGUGCUGAGAAGAAGGGGGCUAGCAAAGCCGCCGGCCUGCCACAUCUUCCCCCGAGCCUCCCUGAGAAGAAUAAGAGGAAACAAGGGCCUUCAAGGAAGACCGGCAGUGGCCGCCGUGCCACUGACCCUCGGGUGAGAGGAGGCCUGGAUGUGGGAAAGCUCUGGACUGCUGCAGGGGAGACCGCGCUCCUGGAGGAAAGGGAGAAAGACGUCACCCGCGACGGGAGGAGGCAGCAGGGCAGGAGUACUGCCUGUCUUGUUCAAGGCCCGAAAAACAACUUUCUGGAUCAGAGUCCCAAGGGCCAAGAGGAUGGCCUGGAACAGCUGUGGCCAGUCGGCUCCGCCCGAGGAAGGGAAACCGCGCCCCAGGCAUCUCCGUGCCAUCGCAGCGACAAGAGCAAGUGGCAGCGAGAGCUGGAGUUUGCCUUCGAGGAGUUGUUUAACACAAACAGAAAGCUGAAAAGACACCUGAGCUUGUACCUUGAACCCAGGCCGGGGAUGCAUCAGAACCCCGGCGAAGAACAGGGCUUCUCAGAGAUGCACAGACAGAGAGCUGAGUCCUGGAGAGAGAAGACGGUAGUCGAUGUGGAAACGGCAAUGGUGCCCGCAGGGGAAGCCAUGAGUCCAGCGGAGGGGGGCGCCCACCAGGCGCCGCCCAAAACUGACCUGCAAGAGCUACUGAGCAAGCCCGAGAACCAGAAAUAUCGGAGGACGGUCAAGGCCGGGUUCAAGAACGAGAGUCCACUGUCGUCUACGGAGGCAGGAACAUUUGUCAGUGAGGAGCCUCUGGUCUCGAGCAGCACGGAGUCCAGACACGAAGUGCCUGGGCUGGACACGCUCUCCCUCCUGCUCCACCCACAAGAACAAGCAGACAGAGCUGGCUCGAUGGCAUCCAGGCAAAAGCAGAAAAUGGAGAUGGAGCAGAGAAGACUAACGCAGCUGGAGUUGCCUGAACAAACCCAACAGCCAGCGAUGAGCUUGAGCUUGGAGGCCUGCUACCAGCCCGAGCUAGGACAGGAGAGGCGGGGACAGACAAGCGCUCGUCUGGCUCAUCUCACAGCCUCCUCCUCUCCAGACCAGGACAAGGAAGGAGGAUGUGAGCUCAGUCCUGCUUCCCCCCGGGCCACCAGCAUCAUCGAUGACGAUGACAGCUAUGACUUUGAUGACGACGGGCACAGCCACAUGAUCCGUGACCUUCAACAGCACAUUUUAGAGCAAAACAUGUUGCACAAGCAGUUUCUUGAAGAAGCCCGGAAACGCUUGCAAGAGUUUCAGAGAAUAUGUUAAAAGCACGAGUCCCACCCUCGAUAAACAUAUCACUGAUGUCUGGGCGUGAUGCCAGCACUGGUACCUAAGUCUGAGACCCGUGUUUGCUUCGUCUGCUCAGGAAGCACUGGGCCCCUUUACUCAUUCCCUAACCUUGCGUUUAAAACGAAGCCCUGCUCUGGAAGGCUCCUGAGCACAGAACAGGAACCCAGGUGGGUGCGGUGACGGGUCUGGCCAGUGCAGCGCAGAGGUGGGUCCCAGAGCUGCGGCUGUUUUCCUGGGCACAGACCGGAAGUCCAGGUAAAGUCAGCACUUCAGAUGUCUUAAGCGAAUAAACACUGGACUUUCAGGGACAUCCAAGGUCAGACAGGCACAGUUUCAAAAGAUACAUCAUCUGUUGUUUAGCCACUGGGUGAGGCAUUGACUUAACAAACCUUUCCUGGUCUUUCAAACCAACAAAAU